Messenger RNA from Diceros bicornis minor, 837 nucleotides. RefSeq names its product nicotinamide riboside kinase 2 (gene NMRK2). Gene Ontology annotation, cellular component: cytoplasm. The transcript is spliced from 7 exons. Lineage: Eukaryota; Metazoa; Chordata; Mammalia; Perissodactyla; Rhinocerotidae. Bases 28 to 615 code for a protein of 195 amino acids. The record is from RefSeq and is a predicted model, not a curated record.
UGGUUCCCGCCGCCCCUCCGCGCCGAGAUGAAGCACAUCGUGGGCAUCGGAGGCAUGACCAACAGCGGCAAGACCACGCUGACCACCAGUCUGCUCAGGUCGCUGCCCAACUGCUGCGUGAUCCACCAGGAUGACUUUUUCAAGCCCCAAGACCAAAUAGCAGUUGGGGAGGACGGCUUCAAACAGUGGGACGUGCUGGAGUCGCUGGACAUGAGGGCCAUGCUGAGCACUGUCCAGGCCUGGGUGAGCAGCCCCCAGAAGUUCGCCCGCGCCCACGGGGUCAGUGUCCAGCCGGAUGCCCCGGACACGCACAUCCUCCUUCUGGAAGGCUUCCUGCUCUACAGCUACAAGCCCCUGCUGAACUUGUACAGCCGGCGGUACUUCCUGACCGUCCCGUAUGAAGAAUGCAAGAGACGGAGGAGUACUCGAAGCUACGAGGUCCCCGAUCCCCCUGGGCUCUUCGACGGCCACGUCUGGCCCAUGUACCAGAAAUACAAGCGGGAGAUGGAGGCCAACGGCGUGGAAGUGGUGUACCUGGACGGCAUGAAGUCCCGCGAGGAGCUCUUCCAGCAAGUCCUGGAAGACAUUCAGAACCUGCUUCUGAACCGCUCCUAGGCGUGGCUGGAGAGCAGGGGCCACACGCGUCUCCAGCCACAGCGCGGCCAGGCCGGCGGCGUCCCAGCCGGACACCGCGUGACCGUUUCCCUUUGGGGACGUCUGUACAGGGGAGGGUGGAGGCCCCCCUCACAGCUCAGCAUCUCGGGGCCCCGGGAUCCCCCCCGAGAUGCCUUUGUAACCUCACAGCCACUUAAGUAUUAAACCUGGUCCUGUUUUUAU